Messenger RNA from Cooperia oncophora, 423 nucleotides. NCBI's taxonomy places the organism in Eukaryota, Metazoa, Nematoda, Chromadorea, Rhabditida, Trichostrongylidae. The record is from the annotation of a GenBank genome assembly.
AUGAUAGAAGUGGACCCAGCUUAUGGAAGCGGAGCUAGCUUGUCGUCACUCAGUCGUGGCGCAUUUAUCAAGCACUUUCAAGUCGCAAAACUGAACCUAUCUGGAUCAGCAACACCUCCGUCACCACCGGCAGUGUCUGUGUCAGCCAGAGCGUCAGCGUCAACCGAUGGAGGCAUGCCAACGUCACCCUUGUUUUCACCCAGUCGUGCCAAUGUUCGUCCUCAUUUGUCCAGAAUGUAUCGUCCUGGAAUGCGUAGCCUAGAUUCUGGUUUAGACCUCAGCUCACCCACCAUUGGACAUCAUGCUCUAUUCAUCAAGGAGUUUCUUUCUGGACGCAGUCUUUCUGCGGCACAGGAUAAUGCACCCACAUGUCAGGUUACGGCCCAAGAACCCCAACUGGAGGCGGGGAACAGCAUCGAGUGA